AACAACAAGAAGUUAACGGGACGGCUUGUCGUCAUGGUAACCAGUACACAGCAGCCAGGUAGCCUCCUUUAAGCGUGUGCUUCUUUUGCUUAUCACCGUUUGAAAAGUUUGGCUGCUUUUACCUUUAUCGACAAAAAUAGAUUUGAAAAGUUACAUAUUUUGGUUUAAGCUUUUUAAACAAGGGUCCUGCCGGGAUGCCCGUGUAUAACAAUAAGGCGGCUGCUCAUGGCAGAAAGGCCUCCAAUGUUCACAAGGUGCCUGGUGCGAAGUUACCUAAAGCUCCAAUAAAGAAAAAGGAUGAAGAAGAAGCCGUGGAUGUGCCUGAUGGAUUGGAUGAGUGGUCCCAUUUGAAAGCCACUGUGAAGCCUUCAAAUCAACUGGAGCUCUCUGAGGCUGAGCUGAAAGAGGAAAUUACAAGAAUUCUGACUGCAAACAACCCACAUGCUCCCCAAAAUAUUGUUCGCUACAGCUUCAAGGAACGUUCCUAUAAGCCAACGAGUGUUGUGGAUCACUUGGCUGUUCACUUUGUGUUAGAGGGGAGCCUUUUGCAUAAAGACUCAGAUGAAGCUCGAAGACUUAGAAUCAGAGAUGGUCUUCCUAAAGAGGAUGCACCAAUGGAGAAUGAAGCAGAAUCAGACGAGAAUCACAUUGAAACCCCGGCUACACCUGUGGAGGAUGGGGGAGAAGGUGAAGAAGCUGGAGAGGAGGACAGACCAGACAGUGUUGCCUCAAAACCUGACAAGAAAGAGGCAAAAUGUACAAAUCAAUUCAACUUCAGUGAAAGGGCAUCACAGACUCACAAUAAUCCUUCAAGGGAUAGAAGCUGCCAGACUGAACCUCCUCCACGCAUCACCUUUUCUGUCGCUGCUAAUCAGUGGGAAAUCUAUGAUGCAUACAUGGAGGAACUGCAGAAGCAAGAAAAAAACAAGGAGAAGAAGAAAACCACAUUAUUGAAAAAAAAUAACAAGACAAGCAAGAAGAAGAUGACUCUCAUGGAGACCCAGAGUGAUAACAUCGCGAAGGUGGGCAAGGUGUCCAAGAUCAUUGAACGAAUGAUCAACCAAAACACAAUGGAUGACAUAGCACAAGAUUUUAAGUACUAUGAGGAUCCCUCCGAUGAGUACAGAGACCAGGAGGGCACUCUUCUGCCUUUGUGGACCUUUCAGUAUGGAAUCGCCAGAAAUUUGUCUGUCACUGCCCUCUGCUGGAAUAACAAAUACCAGGACCUGUUUGCUGUGGGAUUGGGAUCGUAUAACUUUAGUAAACAAGAGGGUGGCAUGUUUCUCCUUUACUCAUUGAAGAACUCAGCUUUCCCAGAGUGCAUCUACUACACAACGCUUGGGGUCCAGUGCCUUGACAUCCAUCCACAACACUCGUAUUUGGUGGCAGUGGGCUUCUACGAUGGCUGUGUGGCUGUCUACAACUUGAAGGAGAAAGAACCGCACCCUGUUUACAAGAGUACCGCAAAGACUGGCAAGCACACAGAUCCUGUCUGGCAGGUGCGCUGGCAGAAUGAUGAUAUGGACAACCACCACAUUUUUUAUUCUGUGUCAUCUGAUGGCAGAGUUGUGUCCUGGACACUGGUCAAGAAUGAGCUAAUCUCUACAGACGUUAUCAGAUUGUCGGUGAAUGGCGCUGUCACUGAUGGACCAAAUAGUGCACAGCUGUCCAGCAUUUCUCAUGGUACAUCGUUCGACUUCCAUAAACAGAUUGAUAAUCUGUUCCUAGUUGGCACGGAAGAAGGGAAAAUUCAUAAGUGCUCCAAGACUUAUUCCAGUCAGUUCCUGGAGACGUACGAUGCCCACAGCAUGCCUGUAGAUGCUGUAAAGUGGAACCACUUCCAUCCCAAAAUUUUUAUUUCUUGCAGCUCAGACUGGACUGUGAAGAUCUGGGACCACACCAUCAGCACUCCAAUGUUCACCUUUGACCUUAAUGCAGCUGUCGGGGAUGUUUCCUGGUCUCCUUACUCUUCCACUGUCUUUGCUGCUGUGACAACAGAUAGAAAGGUUCAUGUCUUUGACCUCAGUAUAAACAAACAUGAGGCUAUCUGCCAGCAGACAGUGGUGGCCAGAAAGAAGACCAGGCUGACUCACAUUGAAUUUAAUCCCAUCUCUCCCAUCAUCAUUGUGGGUGACGACCAAGGCAAUGUGACCAGCCUCAAAAUCUCUCCAAACCUCCGCAAGAAACCCAAGAGCAAGAAGGGCCAUGAGCUGCCCAAGGGUUCAGAAGCAGAAGUAGCAAAGAUGGAUAAGCUGCUCAGCCUGCUGAGAGAACCAGAGCUAAGUACAAUUUAAUGCCGCCAGUGUGGCUUCUCAUACUGGUGCGGUCUUUGCUUUUGGCUAAAACGAGCCUAGUUCUGUUGGAUCAGUGUUUGCAGCAAAUAGCAUUGACAUGGCACAAACUCUGUAUGUUUAAUAAAAUGUUAUCUUGGAGUCUAACUUAAUGAUACACAAAUAAGAGUGUUCUGAAUGCCCAGAAUUUUAAUCUGUUAAUUUUUUUUUUUUUUUGUACAUGUUUGAUUAAUUCAAUGGACACAAGUACCCUCAGAGAAAGUUGGAAGAGGAAUGUUUGUUACUUUGUUAUAGGUUUUCAGUUAUAUCAGUUGAAUUGUUCAGGAACUGAAGACAAUUGUUGCUGUUUUGCAAAAUGAUUCUCGGUCCAGUUUGAAUGAAUGCAAAAUCCCAAGGUUGUUUUCUCACUCUCCUCUUCAUUAAUCAUCAUACAUUCUUCAAUAGGAAAAAAGAUUUUGUGUCUGGGAAACAACCUUGUUGUAAGUCAGCGACAGUCCUGUGAUUGUCUUGGAGCUACCACCAACUCCCUGACGAAGACAUCACAUUGAUAUGUCUCCAAAAUGUCGUUGUAUGUUUAUUCAUUAAUUGUAUCUUCACAUGUUUCAUUAAAAGAAAAGUCAGGU
Molecule: messenger RNA, 2914 nt
Organism: Girardinichthys multiradiatus
Lineage: Eukaryota; Metazoa; Chordata; Actinopteri; Cyprinodontiformes; Goodeidae
Gene: dnai1.2
Product: dynein, axonemal, intermediate chain 1, paralog 2
Exons: 20
Coding region: 195-2294 (699 amino acids)
Biological process (GO): cilium movement; outer dynein arm assembly
Cellular component (GO): outer dynein arm
Molecular function (GO): dynein heavy chain binding; dynein light chain binding
Source: RefSeq, a predicted model, not a curated record